Fragaria vesca subsp. vesca is the source of this 1153-nucleotide messenger RNA. Its product is annotated as PXMP2/4 family protein 4-like. The coding region runs from base 86 to 853 and encodes 255 amino acids. The record is from RefSeq and is a predicted model, not a curated record. The transcript is spliced from 4 exons. Lineage: Eukaryota; Viridiplantae; Streptophyta; Magnoliopsida; Rosales; Rosaceae. Gene Ontology annotation, cellular component: cytoplasm; membrane.
CUCUCUAAACCCCAGCACAACAUAACACAACAACACAACACAAACGCAUCACACAACCUCAGAGCGACCCGACCAAACCGCCACCAUGUCCGGCGCUCUGAGAAGAAACACUACCCUCACCCGCCUCUUACACAACCACACGCGCCACCGCCCGAUCCCCACCUCUCCGGCGGCUCAGUUCCAGACCAAAGCCUACCUCCGAGCCCCCAAUGUCUUCCGCAAAGCCAAAGACAACUACUCCCUCCUCUCCUCCUCCGCCUUCUUCUCCGCCAAGCCCUCCUCCUCUUCCUCCGCCGCGUCUUCCUCCACCGGCCUCGUCGCCUGGUAUCUCGGCCUCGUCAAGAACCGCCCCGUUCUCACCAAGAGCAUCACCGCCGCCCUCAUUUACACCGCCGCCGAUUUGUCCUCCCAGACUAUUGCGAAAUCGGAUUCUUAUGAUCCUGUGAGGACAUUAAGGAUGGCCGCAUAUGGGAUGGUGAUUUUGGGGCCUUCGCUGCAUUUUUGGUUCAAUUUCAUGGCCAAAACGUUUCCGAAACGUGAUAUGUUAUCGACAUUGAAGAAAAUGGCUAUGGGGCAGGGAGUGUAUGGACCUACUAUGACUGUUGUGUUCUUCUCUGUCAAUGCGUUUUUACAAGGUGAAAAUGGUGGAGAAGUUUUCGAUCGUUUAAAGCGAGACUUGGUUCCUACAUUGUUGAGUGGUGUUAUGUAUUGGCCAAUGUGUGAUUUCAUCACAUUUAGAUUCAUUCCUGUCCAUUUGCAGACAUUAGUGAGCAAUGGAUUUUCAUAUCUAUGGACCAUUUAUUUGACAUACAUGGCAAGCCUGGAGAAAGCAAGUGCAGUAGCUAUUGAUUGACUGUAGUUGCCUUUUUCGCUCGUCUUCAAGAUUUAGACUUUUCUCCACGAACUUGCUUGGAAGUUGCUCGUGAUGCGACAUGGUAAACCCUCGCAGAAGUGCUAAUGUGACAUCCAUAGCCCAAGCAUGUUUGAAGCUGAAGCUAUGACACUAAUUUCAAAUUAGACCAAGUAAAUUCAUUGGUGAUCAUGUUUAGCUACCUGUAAAACAUUCGUAUACAUGAUGCUUUUAUGUUCUUGGACCCAUGUUUAAGGGGUUUGUAAAGUGGUGGGUUAAUGUUAUUGAAGACACUUUGGAACU